AUCCGCUCACCUCCUGGGGUGCUGAAGAACCCUGUGCUGCGUGUGACUCCGCUCCUGAACACCCACCCCCAAGAUGUCCUGCCAGCAGAGCCAACAGCAGUGCCAGCCUCCUCCCAAGUGCACCCCCAAGUGCCCUCCCAAGUGUCCUGCCCCUAAGUGCCCCCCAAAGUGCCCCCCUAAGUGCCCUCCAGUGUCUUCCUGCUGCAGCGUCAGCUCUGGGGGCUGCUGUGGCUCCAGCUCUGGGGGCUGCUGCAGUUCCGGGGGAGGUGGCUGCUGCCUGAGCCACCACAGGCACCGCAGGUCCCACCGCCACAGACCCCAGAGCUCUGACUGCUGCAGCCAGCCCUCAGGGGGCUCCAGCUGCUGCGGAGGGGGCAGCGGCCAGCAUUCUGGAGGCUGCUGCUGAACUGGACCUUGACUUCCUCUUUCUUCUGAGCCUGCCUAAGGGCUGAGAGGUUCCAGCAAAUGCUUGAAGUCUUGCCUGGAGGCUCCUUCUGGUCUGACAUCAGGAAGCCCCAAAUCUAUCUCCUUAAUGGCAUUCGGAGACUUCCUUCUGCAUAUCCACGGCUGCCCUGGGAACCCCAAAGCACACACCUAGUUCCUCCGCAGCUCAUGCUGCUGUAUUCUGCUGCCUGAACUGAAGAAAUAAAAUCCAGAAUCUGCUCCCCAA
This is a messenger RNA of Saimiri boliviensis boliviensis (Bolivian squirrel monkey), 670 nucleotides long. RefSeq names its product late cornified envelope protein 1C. Gene Ontology annotation, biological process: epidermis development. NCBI's taxonomy places the organism in Eukaryota, Metazoa, Chordata, Mammalia, Primates, Cebidae. The record is from RefSeq and is a predicted model, not a curated record.